Cladophialophora carrionii CBS 160.54 is the source of this 3387-nucleotide messenger RNA. RefSeq lists its product as uncharacterized. The record is from RefSeq and is a predicted model, not a curated record. Lineage: Eukaryota; Fungi; Ascomycota; Eurotiomycetes; Chaetothyriales; Herpotrichiellaceae. The transcript has a single exon. The coding region runs from base 1 to 3387 and encodes 1128 amino acids. Gene Ontology annotation, cellular component: nucleus.
AUGUUGAGACCGAAGACGGCCGCCAGUGGCGCCAAUGCUGUCAAGCCGAACAACUCUCGCUCGAAGCCUUCGAAAUCCACCGGCGAGUCGAAAGAUGAAGUCGUUCAGGAUUUGCGCAAGACAAUCCAGCGACGGUACCUCCGCGAGUCUGAUGCUGCCAAGAUACCUGAUAAAAAAGGAGUGGGAACUAAGAAACUUCUGAAGGAACCAAAAAAGAGUGAGAACACCGACGCGCCGGGGACGGAGCGGGGGAAGAAACGGGAUCGAAAUGGCAAGAUCCUCAAUCAGAACAAGAAGUCUUCUGAGCGAGACGGCGCUGCCUCAGAUGCGAACUCCGACGAAGAUGUUCUGGCCCAAGAGAUGAAGAGUCUAGGUGGCACCGCGGAGGACUUGGACCUGCUUGCGGGCGCGGACUCGGAGUCAGAACUGGAGGGCGACGUCCCAAACAAAGCCUUGGAAAGCCUGGAUAAGGGAAUGAAGAAUAUCUUGAAAGAGAUUGCUCUUGCUCAAGGAGAGGUUGAGGGCGACGAUGAAAUUAUGAGUGAGGCUGAAGAAGACGGCCCGGACGAUGACAAUGGGGCUCCCGAACCGGUCGACAAGUCCAUACCGACGCCAGAUCAGAAACCAGAACAGACGAAGAAGGGUAGGAAGAGCCAGACGCAGUUCUUGUGCGAACCAAAGCCAGAGUGGUUUGACCUCUCGGACCCGGACGUCGACACAGAGACAUCGCCCAAAUACACCAUCUCCAAGGACUCCAUUGAUCAGCUCCAUGAUUAUGCUAAAACUCUGCUCGAUGAAGAGAACUCGAAGUUCAAAGAUUCUCAGCAGUCGUCGUCUGCACAGUCGUUCUACAACACCGUCAUCACGUCGGGAACAUUGUCCGACAAGAUCUCGGCUCUGACUUUGGCGGUACAAGAAUCGCCCAUCCACAAUGUCAAAGCGCUUGAGACGUUGAUCGGUCUUGCGGGCAAGAGAAGUCGCUCCCAAGCAGUUGACGUGCUUCGAGCGUUGAAGGACCUGUUCGCCCAAGGCUCCCUGCUCCCUUCGUCUAGGAAGCUUUAUGCAUUCCAGGCACAGCCGACGCUUGUAUAUUUCUUUCGGGACACUAGGAAUUGGAAGAAAGGGCAGCAAUUACCGGGCGGUCUCGAGCAGAGACGCCUCGUUGUCUGGGCUUUCGAGAGCUGGCUGAAAGAGCAAUACUUUGAGGUUCUGAAGAUUCUUGAGGUAUGGUGCAACGACGAGAUUGAGUUUUCCAAGGCGAGAGCGCUCAGCUACGUUUACGAGCUGCUCAAGGAACGACCCGAACAGGAGUCAAACCUGCUUCGUCUGCUGGUCAACAAGCUGGGAGACCCUGUCAAGAAGAUCGCGUCUCAGGCAUCUUACCUGUUGAUGCAGCUGUUGAUUGCCCAUCCCGCCAUGAAAAUGGUGGUUGUCUCGGCGAUCGAGUCCGACUUCAUCUUCCGGCCCGGUCAGAGCCUGCAUGGUAAAUACUACGCAGUGGUCACGCUCAAUCAAACAGCGUUGAGUGCGAAAGAAGAGGAUGUGGCGGUCAAACUGCUUGACAUCUACUUUGGCCUCUUUACGGGGCUGUUGAAAACUGACAAGGAGACUGCUCCGAAAGAGGAGACCGUCCAGGAGCCUCAGUCACGAGGAGAACAGCGCAGGAAGAAGAACAAGAACAAGAACAAGAACUCCCAACCGGCGCCGGGCCAGGCUCAAGCCGAAGAACUGCGCGACAAGCUCAUCUCCGCAAUCCUCACUGGUGUCAAUCGAGCAUAUCCAUAUACCAGCACCAGUUCUGGGACCAGCAACAGUGCUUUCUCCGACCACCUCGACACGCUAUUCAAAGUGACUCACUCGGCCAACUUCAACACGUCCAUUCAAUCACUGCUGCUCAUUCAGCAGAUCUCCCAGGCCAGUCAACACAAAGCUUCGAGUGAUCGCUUCUACCGCGUCCUUUACGAAUCCCUUCUGGACCCCCGACUUAUUAUCGCUUCGAAACAGCAACUCUACUUGAACCUGCUCCACCGGGCCCUCAAAGCGGAUCUCCAUAUCAACAGAGUCAGGGCCUUCAUCAAGAGACUCACCCAGGUGCUUACCCUCCACGAGCCGAGCUUCAUCUGCGGCGCGUUCUUCCUCAUCCAGGAUCUGGUCAAGACCUUUCCCAGCCUUAAAAGUCUAAUCGACGAGCCUGAGGACCACGAAGAAGACGACGUCGAAGUCUUCCGCGACGUGCCUUCUGCGGACGAGGACGAAGACCGCCCCGCCGCCACGGCAACCGACCCGGACACCCCUUCAAGGCACCCUCCAGCCGCAGAUGCGGCAUCGAAAAGCACAUCUACAUACGAUGCGCACAAACGCGACGCCCUGCACGCCAACGCCGCCAACGCCUGCCUCUGGGAGAUUCUCCCCUCCCUAGCGCACUUCCACCCAUCCGUGUCUGUCAGCGCCGAAAGCCUACUUGCCCACCGCCCUCUCUCCGGCAAGCCCGACCUCAACGUCCACAGCCUGUCGCACUUCCUCGAUCGCUUCGUCUACCGCAAUCCCAAGCUCUCGCACGCCGGUCUUCGCGGCAGCAGUAUCAUGCAACCCAUGGCCACGGACAAUAAAGACGCGGUCCUCCUCUCCGGCAGCAGUACAGCCCGCCCCCUGCCCGUCAACAGCGAACAGUUCCGCAUGAAGAAAUCCGACGACAUCGCCGCCGAGGAUGUCUUCUUCCAUCAAUACUUCACGGCGGUGAAGAAGACGACGACGGGCGCAAAGGACGGGAAGAACGCCGAGAAGCAGCAGCAGCAGCAGAAGAAGAAGAACAAGUUGCGCGACAUCGACGACGACGACGGAAGUGUGGAGGAUGAUGAAGACGAGAUCUGGAAGGCCAUGAUGGCUAGUGCGCCCGAUCUGGAGGGCGACGAGUUUGAAGACGAUGACGCGGAUCUCGACUUGGCGGAUUUGGAAUCUGCUGACGACGACGACGACGACGUUGGCUCAGAUGCAGAUCUUGACCUCGAGCUCGCGGGUGAAGGUGGUGAAGAUGAAGAUGCACAUGCAGAUGGAGUGGACAUCGAUCCGGCUUUCUUCGAGGACGACGAAGACGAUCUCAUGGACGUGGAUGACGCGUCUGGACCUUCAUCCCGCGGCCAUACUGGUGCAAGGGUGAGUGCGAGUGCGAGUGUGAGAGUGUCCGCCGGCGGAUUGCGUAGGGAUGUGUCUGAAUUUGCGGGAUUCGAGUCCGACGCCGAUUCUGACGGCGAGAAAGCCAAGAAGAAAGCAAAGCGCGGGGAAAACGACAAGACGGAGAAGAAGAAGAAGUUGAAGAACUUGCCCACGUUCGCAACGGCAGAGGAGUACGCCAGGAUGUUGGAGGACGACGACGACGAGGAUCGAUGA